GUUGCCUUCACGGCUCCUCAAGGGGAUUGCCGUGCGGAGCUAAUUUCAGUUGCUCGGGCGAUCGCUUCCACUCAAUGACUCGAUGGGGCUUGUGGAAAGGGAAAGCAAACCACCCCACGGAAGCAAAGCAAUGGCUAUUCUCUCAUGACAUGACAUGGGCCUACCCUACUUCUCUCCAUUCUCCUCCCUCUCUCUUCUUAUAAAGAUCGAGAGAACUCUGGGACAAGGCCACAUUGCUUUCCCUUGUUCUCUCUCUCUCUCUCUCUCUACAAUGGCGUCCUCAUCGUUACCUUCUGAUGGGAGUGAACGGGAGGAGGAGGAGAUAAACAGCGGUGACCUGACUCCGCUGCAGAAGCAUGUCGCCUUCUUUGACCGGAACAAAGAUGGAAUCAUCUUUCCCUGGGAGACCUUCCAAGGGUUUCGUGCGAUUGGGUGCGGUGUUGCUUUGUCCACGUUGAGCGCCGUCCUAAUUAACGUUCUCGGCCCCAAAACUCGCCCUGGAAAAAUACCUUCACUCCUUCUCCCUAUUUACAUAACAAACAUCGAGAAAGGCAAACAUGGGAGUGACUCGGGUGUCUAUGAUAGCGACGGGAGGUUUGUUCCUGCAAAAUUUGAGGAGAUAUUUAAGAGGCAUGCUCACACUAAUCCUAAUACACUGACAUCGAAAGAGUUGGAUGAGAUGCUUCAAGCAAAUCGAGUUCCUAAUGACUACAAGGGACGGUUUGCUAGCUGGACGGAAUGGAAGAUCUUGUUCACUCUCUGUAAGGACAAAGAUGGAUUGCUUCACAAGGAGACCGUAAGAGCUGUCUAUGAUGGCAGCCUAUUUCUUACAAUGGAGAAGAAGAGAGAGUCUUCUCAAAAGAAAGCAUGAUGAUGGAUACAUAGCCUGGAGAAUGGAUUGUCUGACAUUGAUUGCUUCAUUAAACAUAUUGUGUGAAUUAUAUUUCAAAAUAUUGAUUACCUAGUAGCAUUGUGAACUUGUAUAUUAUUAGUAGUACUUGUAUAUUAUUGGUAAUACUUGUAAAUUAACAAUUCAAAUUUCAAAAAUAAAUUAAUGGAAUAUUGAGGGUUUUUCUAUUUCAGUUUA
Phoenix dactylifera (date palm) is the source of this 1087-nucleotide messenger RNA. Its product is annotated as putative peroxygenase 5. Gene Ontology annotation, molecular function: calcium ion binding; monooxygenase activity. NCBI's taxonomy places the organism in Eukaryota, Viridiplantae, Streptophyta, Magnoliopsida, Arecales, Arecaceae. The record is from RefSeq and is a predicted model, not a curated record.